Molecule: messenger RNA, 1116 nt
Organism: Diaporthe batatas
Lineage: Eukaryota; Fungi; Ascomycota; Sordariomycetes; Diaporthales; Diaporthaceae
Exons: 1
Coding region: 1-1116 (371 amino acids)
Biological process (GO): maturation of LSU-rRNA; maturation of 5.8S rRNA
Cellular component (GO): preribosome, large subunit precursor
Source: RefSeq, a predicted model, not a curated record
AUGGCCGGCACAACACACAAGAAACGAUCGCGAGACGAUGUGUCACGAUCGAAAGCGGCACCCCCUCUCAAGAAACAAAAGAAGAAGCAGCAGCAACAGGUCCCCAGCCGCCGCGACGACUCCGACGAUGCGGAGGAAUUCCAGGCGGUCAACCUGCUGGACUCGGACGACGAUGAUAUCCACAACGCCCAGGUAGACGACGGCGGGGACUCGGGGUCAGACGCCGACUCGGUCGGCUCCAUGUCGAGCUCGGAGGACGAGAGGCCUAAAGCGGCGGCGAGGACAAAACCCGCGCGGCCGCAGCCGAUAGCAAGGGACGUGCCCGCGAACAAGCUCGCCAGGGACGCACCGGGUGGGAAAUCAAAAUCAAAAUCGGGCUGGGACGAGGACCAGGGAGACCAGAGUGGCGAGGAGGGCGAGGGCGAGAACGACGAGUACUCGGACCUAGACGACGAGGUCAGCUCCGACGAUGACGACGACGACGACGACGAGGCCGGCUCGGGCGACGGCGGCGCACACGGGGAGGACCCCGCACGCCUCAAGCAGCGCACAUCAUCGUCCAAAUCGAAGCGCAACGACCCCGAGGCCUUCGCGACGUCCAUCUCCAAGAUCCUGGGGACCAAGAUCUCGGGCAAGAACCGGGCGGACCCGGUGCUGGCGCGCAGCGCGGACGCGCGCGAGCGGGUGCGGCAGGUGCAGGACGAGGAGCUGGAGCGCAAGGCGCGGCGGCGGCUGCGGGAGCAGAAGCAGCGGGCGAUGGAGAAGGGCCGCGUGCGGGACGUGCUGGUGGCGACCAACGCGACCUUCUCCAACGUCAACCCCGUCACGGGCGAGGUGGUGGCGGUGGGCGAGGCGGGCGGGGAGACGACGGCCGACAUACUGGCCACGGAGAGACGGCUGCGCAAGACGGCGCAGAAGGGCGUGGUGCAGCUGUUUAAUGCGUUCCGCACGGCGCAGGUCAAGGCUGCCGAGGCGGAGCGGGCGGCGCGAAAGCAGGGGGUCAUCGGCAUGGACAACAAGAAGGACAAGGUCACCGAGAUGAGCAAGAAGGGGUUCCUGGACCUGAUUGCGUCCGGGGGCGGCGGGCUCAAGAAGGGGCCCAUGGAGGAGGCUUGA